Molecule: messenger RNA, 2149 nt
Organism: Acanthopagrus latus (yellowfin seabream)
Lineage: Eukaryota; Metazoa; Chordata; Actinopteri; Spariformes; Sparidae
Exons: 5
Coding region: 261-1619 (452 amino acids)
Source: RefSeq, a predicted model, not a curated record
AAAUGAAAUGUGUGAAUGCAUGGCCCUUUGGGCUUCCGAAUAAAAGAUUACAGUCUGAUGUGAAAGUCUGACGUUUGCUCUCUUUACUGCUGUGACGUCACUUCUGAUGAAUCUCCAGGUCCAAUUCCUCUAUCCAACGUUUUGUUAAAGGAUUGUCUUUAUCCUCCCGACUGGUUGAAAAAAAGUCUAAAUGUCUUCAUUUUCAGCAUCUUGAUGAAUAAAUCAGUUUCUGUUCUGGUUCUGGUUCUGAUUUAGACAACAUGAAAAUGCAGAAUCAGAACAGAGACCAGCUCAGCUCGCCAGCAGUUGUCAUCAUCCCGAAAGUCCGAUACCACCCAACCAUCCAGAUCCAGACACCAGCAGGCGGAACACGGGCCAAAACCGGAACCAGUAAAAACCAGAGGAGCAGACCUGCUCCUGUGCCUCAGACUGACAAGAAGGCAGUCCAGGAGCAGAGGAACAACAUGAUGAUGCAGAAUCACAACAGAGACGGGUCCAACUUGACAGCACCUGCAGUGGGUCAGGCCCAGAACACCAUCAUCAUCCCAAAGGUCCAAUACCAUCCAACCAUCCAGAUCCAUACACCUGCAGAGGGGACAAGAGCCAAAACCAGAACCUGUCAAAACCAGAAGAAAAGACCUGCUCCUGUGCGCCACCCUCACACUGACAGUCAGGCAGUCCAGGAGCCGACUGCUCAGGAUGAUCAACUUCCUGUUUUAAGACCAGGUCCUGGUGGAGGACAGAAACGGAGCGCUCAGAAACUUGUUCAGAGACCUACUUCAGAUCCUCCACAACCUCCGGGCCAGGAACCUGACAGGGCCCCUCCCAAACUGGAUCAGAUUCCUCUGGGUCUGGGGGUCCAGGUGGACAGUCGUGUUGUGGAGGAUGUGGAGGUUCUGACACGUGGACAAAGAACUAAUCAGAACUGGUUCACCUGGAGGAAGAACCGGAUCACAGCCUCGGUAGCUCACAGCAUCGCUCACUGUCGCUUCGUCAACGGCAAGAGCAAGAUCCCACCUGCCUCCUACCUGGCUGCUGUUACAGGUGAGCGGCCCAGAGUCCAAACCAGAGCCAUGAGCUGGGGGGUCGACAUGGAAGCGGAGGUGGUCCAAAGGUAUCAGAGACUGAAGACCGCUCAGUUCGGUCACUUGGUCUCGGUUCAGGACUGCGGUCUCUUCAUCGACGCUCGGCGGCCCUGGUUGGCUGCAAGUCCUGAUGGCAUCGUGAAGGACAGCCAGACCGGCCAAUGGCUGCUCUGCCUGGAGGUGAAGUGUCCCUACAAACACAGACACAGACGGGUGGAGGACGCCUGCAGGGACGACCCCGCCUUCUGUCUGCAGAUACAAGAGCAGGACGGAGGGCCUCCGGUCUACAGUCUGAAGACGUCUCACAGUUACUUCACACAGAUCCAGGUCCAGCUGGCAGUGACAGGGCUGCAGCGGGCCGACCUCGUCGUCUUCACUCUGAAGGAGACGGCCAUCGUCCCAGUGACCUUUGACCCUGACCUGUGGAAGGAGACGGUGUCCAAACUGGAGAUGUUUUACAGGGAUGCCAUCCUGCCUCACCUGAGAGAGAAGAGCCAGCAGGACACAGCAGCAGGCUGGACACCAGAAAUGUAGAGACAGACGAGAGACGACGUCCUGCACCAGCUUGUAGUCGGGACAAACCAGAUGUGUCCUCUUAAUAACAGCAGCUGUCUCUGCGUCUCCUGUCACUGUCAGGAGGUAAUUUCCAACAUUGGGUCAACAGAGGCUGCAGGACCAGCUGACGUCAGCUUCCUGAAUCAUAAACAUGGUUCUGUUUUAACCUGACUGGAUCACCAUGGUAACCAGGUGACAUUCAGUUUUUCUGCUAGAAGUCGACUUCACCAAUCAGCUGAACGACUCGUUACACCGUUACAUUAAAUUGAAGCCUGUUCUCACAUGUGGCACGUUGGACUUUUUCUCCACGGGAACUCGGGUCAACAUUGUUUUAUUUGACUGCAUCUGCUUGGCUCGGCUCGCUCUGACAGAAUCUUGUUGUUUAAAGAGUUUAUCGAUUCAAACCUUCGUAUGACGUUUGGUUUAUUUCACUUAAUACAACAAGCUGAUUAUGUUGGUGCUCAUCACAGAUGAUAAUCAAUAAAGAUCAUUUAGUUUGGGUGACUGAC